This is a messenger RNA of Drosophila takahashii, 501 nucleotides long. RefSeq lists its product as uncharacterized. NCBI's taxonomy places the organism in Eukaryota, Metazoa, Arthropoda, Insecta, Diptera, Drosophilidae. The record is from RefSeq and is a predicted model, not a curated record.
AUGGUAUUUACGAAUUGCACUUGCUUCAGUGAGGAUCCCGAGAAAAUGUUAUCAAAUCUGAAAUGUGGUUUGAGUAAGAGUGUAAAACGGCCUUCCUUCAACAUCGAGUUGCAAUUCCAAAAGCCGGUGCUUAAGUUCUUUGUGAAUAUGCGAAUUGUUUUACCCCGACGUAUGGGCGACGAUUUCACUUUGUUCAAUCUCUCCGGAAUCGAUGGAUGCAGCUUGCUGUCGAACAAAAAUCAGAUCGCCUUCAUCCAGCUGGGACGCAAGCAUAUGGAUCGAUUUAGUAAUAUUCCUAAGCGAUGUCCUUGGCCCAAGGAUGUGCCCUACUAUGUUCGCGGAUUCCGUUCCGAUAUGGCUGCCAUGCCGGCCUUUAACUUCGAGUCGGACAUGAAUCUGUGGUUCGACCUAGUGGUGAAUCAACACAAACUGAUCCGCGGAUUCAUCCAGAGCAGGGUGCAGCGUCGAAAGAGUCACAAGAACGCUGCUGGAGAGGAUUAA